Jaminaea rosea is the source of this 498-nucleotide messenger RNA. RefSeq lists its product as hypothetical. The coding region runs from base 1 to 498 and encodes 165 amino acids. NCBI's taxonomy places the organism in Eukaryota, Fungi, Basidiomycota, Exobasidiomycetes, Microstromatales. The record is from RefSeq and is a predicted model, not a curated record. The transcript has a single exon.
AUGCACUUCAUCCUACCAGCCCUGUUGCUGCUUCUGCCCCUUACUCGACCUACAGCCACAGCUCUUGCGGUCCACUCGGUCUGCUCCUGGACCGGCCCAGGAACUAAUCCUGGGGCCUUUCAGUGGAAAUACAUCUGUUCGGGCAAAAAGGUCGACAAAGACGAGUACGGCAUCACGGCCGAGUACAUCUGCACCUGGCCAGUCGAUGGCUCCGAAAGCAAGGUCGCAGACUUUGGCUACCAGGCUGCUGGGAUCAUUGAAUUUAUCACUCCCUGCGGCGGAGAUGGAUGGACAGAGGCGUGUGGGUACCGAUACUACGGCCUGUGUCUCGGGCCCAGAAACGCCACAACUGGGGCGUACGAUGGCUGGAGGCAGCCUGCUUGUUUCUAUCUUUACGAGUACGAUGAUUGUGAGUGGCCUACCUACAUAAACCACUCGGAGAAGCCAGACAAGGUGGAUAUCUGGCGAGCUCCGUACCCAUACGUUCCACCUCCCUAG